This is a messenger RNA of Colletotrichum acutatum, 1246 nucleotides long. RefSeq lists its product as uncharacterized. The coding region runs from base 244 to 1203 and encodes 319 amino acids. The record is from RefSeq and is a predicted model, not a curated record. Lineage: Eukaryota; Fungi; Ascomycota; Sordariomycetes; Glomerellales; Glomerellaceae. The transcript has a single exon. Gene Ontology annotation, molecular function: hydrolase activity, acting on carbon-nitrogen (but not peptide) bonds, in linear amides.
AUCAGACCCGCUCCGUGCCGGGAUAGAGGUACGUCACACACCCCUCAAACCCCGAAACCCCGCAUCCGACCGCCGAUAAGCAACCCCACCCGUCAUCAGCCUCCGUUCGCUCCCCCGGAAGACCAAGUUCCUCGUCUCUCCGACUACAAGACAAGACUUAUGAAACCAUCGAAACUCACUUGAACAUCUCCGACGCAGAGUCUACAGAUCACGACCCCUUCCACCAUCCCAAAUCUCUCAGAAAUGGCCCCCUCCUUCCACAUCACAUCCGCAAACCCAACCCUCCACUGGUCCAGCAAAACCCCUCCCCUCCUCACCGUCCCCCAAAAUCAGCCCGUAACCUUUGACCUCCACGACUCCUCUGGCGGUCAAAUAACACCAACCACAACACCAACCUCCCUCGCGACCCUAAAUCUCGCAACCUUUGACCCAAUCCACGGCCCCGUCGCCAUCACCGGCGCAUCCCCGGGCUCCGUCCUCGAAAUCGAAUUUCUCUCCCUCAAACCGCCUAAGGGCUGGGGCUGGACCGCAAUCCUCCCAGGCUUCGGACUAUUAGCAGAUGAAUUCCCUAAUCAUGUCAUUAAACACUUCCACUGGGACGCCGACGCGACGCAUAUUGUGUUUAGACCAGGCAUCAAGAUCCCGCUGCGUCCGUUUUUAGGCAUAGCGGGGGUAGCGCCGGCUGAAGCAGGUCCCUUCCCGACGAUCCCGCCGCUGGAGACGGGCGGGAACAUAGAUUGUAAACACAUUACGGCCGGUACGAAACUCUACCUCCCCAUCCGCGUCCCAGGGGCGAAUUUCUCGUGCGGGGACGGGCAUGCCGCCCAAGGGGAUGGGGAGGUCUGCGGUACGGCGAUCGAGACGCCCAUGAAAGCUACGUUGCGGUUCACGGUGCGGGAGGAAAUGCCGUAUGUUACGAGUCCGCAGUAUGAUACGCGGGGGUCGGUGCAUGCUCGCGGCCAUAAGGCGGAGGAUGGUGGUGUGUAUGCGGUGCUGGGGAUUGAUUCUGACUUGUUGGAGGCGAGUAGGAAAGCGUUGAGGAGUUUACUUGCGUAUCUUACUGCUGAGAGGGGGCUUGAGAGGGAGGAGGCGUAUAUGCUGUGCAGCAUCGCGGCUGAUUUGAAGAUUGCGGAGAUUGUUGAUAUGCCGAAUUUUGCGGUGUCUGCGAGUAUUCCUUAUUCUAUAUUUGAGGAGGAGUCUUGAAUCUACCCAAGCAUUUUUACAUGAAGAUUCUGACAACUGUAUU